CCUCUGGUGAUCAAAAUCCAAGUACCUCCAAUCGAUCAAUAGCGGUGAAAUUCGAAAUUCAUCAUCUAGUUUCCUUUGUGGAAGUGCAGUGCCGCGAGUUUGUCUGCGGUUGCUCUCGGCGUGCACUAAAUGCUGAAGGAUGGUGGUGGAGCGUCAAGUGUAUAAGGCAAUUAGCGGGGCACCACUAAACCCUGAUGAUAGCCUGCAGGCACGCAGCAAACAACUUGAGCCGUGACAAACACGAUUGCAUAAACAUUUUGCCUAUGUGCUCUUCCAAUUUUGAUGUCCUCAGCUGAUUCGAAAAGCUGUUUUCGGUCGCGCCUUGUCCACGCAAGCUGAAGUGCUCCACCAACACGGCGGAAUGGACGAGUCGGCGGCGAUCGUGUCGGUGGCGUCUACAUGCCCGUGCUGCAACCACGCGCACACGGUUCAGGCGGCGCCUACGCCACCGACGUCCUCCAGUUCAAACCCAGCCAUCCCGAAAUCCUUCCAAGCAAUUCCCCGAAUUCCUGAGAGCGCGAUAACGCCGUCGGCCAGUGCGUCAAACAUCCCCCAACAAGUGCAAUGCAACACGAGGGCCAGUCUGAGUGGCAGUCAAGUGCUGCUUAACAGCAUAACCGGCGGAUUGUUCUCAGGAGAAAGACGCGCAUCGACAGCAUGGGGCAGUCGCUUGGGUUUGAACGAGAGAAGGCCCUCCGGUCUUCUGCAAAUGGGAAAUUGUGGUGCUUGCGGGGAACAAAGGCGCUACUUAAUAAGCAUUUUGCGCGGGGCCCAGCAGCAGCAAACUGUGGUGCGCUCUCCUGUGGUCUUGGAGCCGCCAACACCCAUGACGGCGUUGCAGAAAGCCGGCCCUAAUUCCACCGGCAACAACUCUUCCUCGCUAGUAGCCAGGAGCUCGACGCCACCCCCACCCUUUUAUAACGAGCUGCCCGCAAGGGGUGCGAGAAAGGAGAGGAAAAUCGUUUGCAAAGCGGAAAAGAAGGAUGAUGGUUUUUCCGCAGGACUCUCAGCUUUGUACGCAAAGCUGCUCGUUGUUUUGGGGAUCGCACUGCCUGUUGGAGAAGUUCUUUCCGAUAAAGUCCCUGCCACUUUCGACCAAAUUUUCUACCUCUACCUGUACGCGGGCAGCAUCUUUUUUAUGAUGUACAUGUACGCGACGCUGCUGAGGGAACGCGCCGCCUACUCGAUGGUCAGCUCCUACAGUGUCGACGUUGAGGGAGAUCAACGAGAAAUUUACGUCCGCUCGCAAAGAAAGAGGAGCAUCCCUGUGAUGAGGUACGGAAGCUUCUACUUGCGAGCUAGUGCCAUCGCUUUUGGCAUUGGCAGCAUGAUUUAUUCUGGCUUAGAAGUAUCAAAAUAUUUUGAGCUGGAGUACGAGUGUCGCAACAUCCUUUUAGCUCUGACGCCAGGGACCCGAAUGGUGCUAACCAUCGUGCAAAUCCAAUUCAUUUUCCUCAAUAACAGGAUUGAAAUGGGCAGGUACAAAUUAAUUGCUCGUUUCGGCUUGAUGCACAUGGUGGCCACAAAUUUGUGCGAGUGGCUGUACGUGUUGGUGGAGGAGACCAAGCACGAAAUCCACCUCUUGACGCACAUUUCCCAUAACACAAGCACCUUUUUGACCCGCCACGAUAGGGCAGCCGACCUCACUGGCGAGUGCACGCGCUACAGCAUCUUGGGCUCGCUCGUGGAGAACGCCAGCCCGUACCUCUUCCCCUGCACCAUCGAAUACAGCCUGAUUUGCGCGGUGAUCCUCUAUGAAAUGUGGCACAACGUGCACAAGGUGGUCGCCAGGAAAAAGGAGGAAGGUCGAGACGAUGAGAAAGUUAAUAUGCACCACUUCUCUGUGGACUGCUCAGGAGCCCACAGUGGACUCUUCAGCGGAAUCAUUGUGCUCGUCGUAACUGCCAUCUCUCUCAUCAUGUUCUUCGUGCUCAUUAGAGAGCCUACGCACGCGGAUCUCGCAGUUUUUCAGGUUACCAUGUGUGAGCUCGUAUUGUACGCAUUGACAUCAGUGGCCGUACUCGUGUGCAUGAUUCAGAUGCGUAGCCUGGAGUAUCGGCACGGUCCGCAAGCUUUGGAUUGUGUUCUCAUCGUUGUGGCACAAACGGGCAUGUACGUGUACUGCCUUUUCUCCAUCUUGGGCAGCUACCUCAGCCCCAACGCCCCCGGAGGCGGCUUUCUGGCCGAGCUGGUGUCACUGCUGCAAACAACCUGCCAGACGAUUUUCAUCUUGGACGCGUGGUGGCGGAGGAGCGAAAACCCUGGCCAAGUUCGCAAGAAACCCGGUCGCCAACUGGUCACUUUCCUGCUGGCGGCUAAUUUGGCCAUGUGGACGAUCAACAGCCUGGAGAAGAACAGAGCCGAGUUCAGGCCGACCCACCUCGAGUUUUACGGAGUUUGGGCAUGGACCAUCAUCACACACGUCAGUAUGCCCCUGGCUGUUUACUACCGCUUCCACUCCACCGUUUGUCUCCUCGAAAUUUGGAAGACGGCCUACAAACUCCGGCCGGCAGAGAUCGAGCAUUAAAACUUCCAGGUACCUAUUUUUCACUCUGCAGCAUAAUUGUGAAGAUCAAUAAAUGGUAGAUAAUUCAAUUCGAA
This is a messenger RNA of Cloeon dipterum, 2601 nucleotides long. Its product is annotated as proton channel OtopLc-like. Gene Ontology annotation, biological process: proton transmembrane transport. The transcript is spliced from 11 exons. The record is from RefSeq and is a predicted model, not a curated record. NCBI's taxonomy places the organism in Eukaryota, Metazoa, Arthropoda, Insecta, Ephemeroptera, Baetidae. Gene Ontology annotation, molecular function: proton channel activity. Gene Ontology annotation, cellular component: membrane. Bases 362 to 2527 code for a protein of 721 amino acids.